CAGACAUUUGUCAUAACAUCACCACCUCUACUACAACCACUGCAUAGUAAAUCUGUUUUUGUCCUCCCAUUCACAGACAAUGAUGGGACUUGAACCGCUCCCCGAUUGGCCAGACUGAGUUGAUUGAGGUCUGACUGACAGUCGGAGACUCUAGCACAUUGUGGUGGGCUGCCCGCACGACAGGAGCCCUCCGACAGCACGCUUUCUCUCUCUCUCUCCUCCUUCGCCCCCCAAGGCAGAUUAACACAAGCUGAUGAUGAGCCUAACAGUGUAAAGGAUACAGGAUACUGCUACAGGCUUCUACUCUCAUGCUGUCUGUGUAGCACCUGACGACGGAGCACAUCGGAGUAGCUUGGAGUACACACUGGAUAUACUUGGUCAGGUGUCUCUUAUUAUUGGACUACCUGGUUUGGUAACGAGGAUUUGUAAUUGCUUCAGGUGAACAAUGGACAGGAGAUGAUAUAGACCUGAUGUAAGAAGGAACAGCUAGGACUUGGAUCGGAUUGUCAUCACACAACAGGAUACUGCUGGAAGAUGCAUUGAGCCGAUAUGUGACCAAUAUCGGGUGUGUACCGUUACCUGCAUGCAUAAUGACCUUGACCUUGUGGGAGUACUGUCGCCAAACAUAGGAUAUGGCCGAGUUACUCGCCACCGUCUUCACCAUCGUUACUCAAGGAGUCCUGCUGUUCUUCAGCCUGAUGCUUAUACCAGAUCUGUGUGUGAUGAGUGCCACACCAAGAGAACCAGCCUUCCUGCCGACCCCUCGCAACAUCACCGUCAUGGUGGGACAACUUGCAAAACUGCCCUGUCGGAUUGAAAACCUGGGAUCUAAAGACGUUGUAUGGCGUCACCAAGGGGCAGACCACUUCUUGACAAUUGGUAAACUGACAUGGGUGAAGGAUCCAAAUGUUAUUUCAGAGCAUCGAAGAAUUUCUUUCCAAGUCAGUGAUUGGAAUUUGUUGAUAAAGAACGCACAGAAAGACCGUACAGGAAUAUAUGAAUGCCAGAUAGCUGCCACGAAAAAAUAUGUACGGGAAGUGUAUCUCAUUGUUGUAGAUCCCCCUGCACAAAAGCCUGAUAUCUUCUUGCAAGGGUCCAAGUACGUACCUGUGGGUGGCGAGAUACGGUUGGUGUGCAACAUCUCAGGUAGGCUGAACGCCCAGAGUAUUGACUGGUUCAAAGAUGGAGACAAGAUCACAGGCGAGAGGUACAGGAACUACAUCAUCACCCGCUUCUGGACUGAGGAGGACCACUCUCUCUUCAGCGAGCUCAUCGUGGAUAACAGUCAGCCACAUGACUCAGGGAUGUUCAUGUGUCGCGGAUCUGAAAACGAAAUGAGCAGUCAUUCUGUCACGGUCAGAGUAGGUGGGUCAUCGAAUGUUAACAAACGAGAGCACGGCCCUGAGAGAGAGCAUGAACAGCUUCAGACACAGCCUCACUACAGUGAGUACGACUCUGGUCACCUUCAGACAGAGGAGACAGGGUCAAGUUCUCCAGGACAAGCUGUUGUCUCUGGUCAGUGGCUGGUCAGUGUGUUGAUCGUGACUGUAGUGCUGCUGCAACACUGGAGGACUUGAACCAGGCAGCAGUUAGCAGAUGUACCAGACCUUGUAGCCUCCAGUAUACAUGUGAGAAGCAGAAGCACAUAUUCAUGGAUCAUUUAUAUCAAACUGAAAAUUGGUUCUAAGACAAUGGCAUCAGGAAGGUGAUAGGAGCUGUAGACUCCACGAGUGUAGGAAACAGCGUUGCUGAGUUGUCAGAAUUGUUCUGUCUGUUAAGCAGAAAUAAGAAUGCUGUCAUUCUGGUCAUGGUGGCCUGAGAAUCAAGAAUAUUUUCCUGAAGACUGACAUAAGAUUUGUCAGCAAGGUUAUUAUGUUCCAUAUGAGAUCCAAAAGUGUGUUUUUUGUGUUGAUGACCAAACGGAACUGCAGCAGCAGCAGCAGCAACAGCAACAUGGUCAAGAGGCUCUGAAUCAUAGUCGUAACUUAUGUGGGCAUCUGGCUUUCUUCAGUGUUUCCUGCAGACUUGCAAUGAGGCAGUCAGUUAACAAUGCUUCACUGAAAGGUUUACUAGUCCUUUUCUUCACCAGGUCCCACUGCAAGAUAAUAAAGUGACUUGUUCUGUACAGUUGGAAAUACUGUGGAAUGUGAAUCAGAAAUACCAGGAUCAAUAUGUUGGAAAAUUGUCACUCAGGAACCAAAAUCCGUUUAGUUUGGUGUUAAUUUCUAAUGCUCUUGCUGAACAAGCUCUGAAAACAAAAGAAUGUAAAAAAUUCAACAGCCGGCCUGACUCAAGAAGGAUGGGAUGCAGUGAUGAGGAAACAAAUCUGUGGAGUCUGAAGCUGAAUAGAAACCCUGUUCUGAUGAAACAUCUGAACAAUUAAAUAUUUGUAAUAAACAGAAGAAAUCCUGUCAAGAAGUGUACACACUGGUUGAUAUGAUAGAGAAUCAAGAAGUUCUUGUUUAGCCAGAUCUGUGGCAUGCAGUGUGUGACAUGGAAACAUGAAACUUUGGGUGAUGUGUUAGAAGUAUUUUGUCAGAUUUCCUACUGAAACUGGACAGUUAUGUCCAGCUACCUGUACAGAGAUAUCAAGUCAAGACAACACCAUUACCACCCGGUUAGUCAUGUGUGACUUAGGAAUAGUUCAUGCGACAACAAUCUCCAUUACUGCUGAUAGACAUCAUCCACUUAAUGUAGUCGUAAUAUCUGUGUUCAUCUUGGCUGAAUCACGACACAAACCUUCCUGAAACUGUGACCAGCAGUGUUGAUAAUCAUGUUACCAAGUGGACCUGGUCAGACAUUGUUGAAACGUAAAGCACCGAUGUUCAUAGAUGGGUGUUGUGACUGUGACAGUCAGCAUUGGGAUGUGUUCCUGCAGAACAACAGAAGGAACACAGAACAUUCUCCAGAACAUUCUCCUGUAGUUUCGUAAUGACAUUGCCAUUCUACAUAACCAGACUGAAGAUAUCCUGUCAAACUUGGAGUCAUCAUUAUCAGACACUUAUUGCUUGAUUAAUGGGGUCUACUGGACACCAGGUGGACGCCAACAUGCAUCCCUGAACUAUUGAGCGUUUCUUGCCCAGCCACUGAUGUAUUGAUGCAGACUGUGUAUGAUAUUAAACAUUUUGUAUAAAUUGUACAGUCACCUACUCACAUGGGACAUUGUCUUCAUGCCUCUAGCCACUCCAAUGCCAUGUGAUAUCCUACCACUGUGUGUGUCUCACAAUCUGCUUGAUUUCUGUGCUUUGGUGACAUCCAGUGCUUGGAGUUUGUUCCUUAUUAUUUGUUGUCCAUUUAAAGGAGCAAAAUUAAUGUCAGAAGUUCAUAGAAUGUGUAGUUUUAUUUACAAGGAAAAACAGAAAUUUAUGUUGUUUUUGCUUUCAGCUGUUACAGAUUAAGAUCUUACUGUGUGUGUUAGGUUAAAUAAGAUUUAUUAGGUAUGUGAUAAUGUGGUGGUCCUCAUAAACGCAAAACAUAGCAUCCCAUUAUGUGUAUGAAACUCGGGCUUCUUUUCUAAUUAAUUAUGCUUGGUCUUUGUUUCUUAAAUAUAAUGUUCCUCAUGAGGAGUAUUUUACAUGAUGAGAUCAGUUGGUAAAUGUACACGGUUAGACACUAAUAUUCUUCAACACGUCAGUAAAUCACAGUUGAUUUUAUGAGAGCUUCAAUUAAAUAUGAACUUCCAGCAAAGCGUUUAAAGCAACAUAUGAUACACUAAGAUAAACAGAAAUAUUUGUUUCUAGGCAAACAAGAACUGAUAUACCUUGUUUGCGGGCUCCGUUUAUGUCUACGUGACUCAACAGUUUUGUGAUGUAACAGCAGGUUAUAUUUACAACGUGAUGAGAUCAGCUGGUAAAUGUACGUGUUAGACACUAAUAUUCUUCAGCAUGUCAGGGAUGACUGUUGAUUUUAUGAGAGCUUCAGUUAGUAUAAACUUCUUGCACAGUGUUUUAAGCAACAACUGAUACACUAAGAUAAACAGAAAUAUUUGUUUCUAGGCAAACGGGAACUGAUAUAUUUCGUUUUUUACGGGUUCAGUUUAUGUUUGUGAUGUAACAGGUGGUAUAUUAUUUGAGCAUCACUCACACCGCACUGCAGGUUCUUUGACCAUAACGGUGAACCACUGGAAAACACUUUAUAAGUACUCCAUGCGUAACUGUAUCAUAACUGUGGUCAUAAUCCUCUACAGUCAUCACUGUGCAUCUUUCACCUUGUAUAUCUUCAUCAACGUGGAACAUCUAGGUUUUCUCUGUUUACACUGCAAGUAUAAAUACACAAAUCUCUGCCUGAGAGGGGGGUGGGGGUGGUCAGGUGCUUUUAGUUAUGUAAACUAACAAGAAGGGGUUAUAUAGGUUUGAAAUGAAAACUAACAUUUUGUUGUGUACAACUGUGCUGCAAUUUUUGUAUUAAAUGAUAAAAAUGGAUUGUUUCAUUUCAUCAAGAGCAGAUCUAGGAACAAAUUAUGAACAUCCAGAAUUUUACAGGUAUAUGAUAAUAACAAUAAUAUUUCAUUUAUAUAGCACCUAGUAUCCAUCUGACUAGUUGAUCACUGGACACUUUAGUAUUUUACAUGUGUCAACUUGUUUGCCUAAAGUUACAAGGUAUGUCAGACAACUGAAGGUAGCAUUUGUUCAAGUAAUUACUUCAGUUUAAGAUUCACUACAUUAAAUAGAUUUAAUUCUCGAGAUCUGUUGAGAUGAUGAAAUGUUCACAUUGUGUUUCCCCUUGCAAGGAGUGAUGGUAUCUUUGUUCACCAGCAGUAUUUCUUUGUAUACCAAUUAUAUUGAUUUGUCAUGUGAACCUGUAUGUAUAGAAAGAAGUCAGAGUCUGAAUAUCGUUUUUAUUUGAACAGAAACCUUGGAGAAUUUUUCUCACGUUUAGCAUAAAAUACAAUAUCAGAAUAUUUGAUGCAUAUAAAUAUGUUAAAUCAGUAAAAGGUUUGUGUUUGGUACAAUAUCUACUUAGAUUUACUCAUUUUUGUUUUCAGAAUUAAAUAUUUUAUUAAUGGGGAUACAUUUGAUGUUUCCCACAGUAUGAUCUUAUGUCAUCUG
This is a messenger RNA of Haliotis rubra (blacklip abalone), 5048 nucleotides long. Its product is annotated as titin-like. NCBI's taxonomy places the organism in Eukaryota, Metazoa, Mollusca, Gastropoda, Lepetellida, Haliotidae. The coding region runs from base 633 to 1577 and encodes 314 amino acids. Gene Ontology annotation, cellular component: neuron projection membrane. Gene Ontology annotation, biological process: synapse organization. The record is from RefSeq and is a predicted model, not a curated record. The transcript is spliced from 9 exons.